UAUUUAUUUAUUUAUUUAUUUUUUUUUUUUGUACAUGCCUUGUAGCAGGGGCUAAGAAUACUGCCGCUGAGUUCCCUGCUCAGCGUAAGAGAAGACUGAUAGGGACAGAGCGAGGGUCCUGGGAACCUCUUUCUGUACGGUGUCCUACAAACACACAAGGAAAAAAGAAACACUCGAGCUAUCUUAGGAUUGAGGGUGAUGGUGGUGGUAAGGAACACAAAGGAAGAGCAAACAUAAGCAAAUUUGUUGGCCCUUACGUGUAUAGGUGUUCUGAAUGUGCGUUAUGUGCGUGGAUGCAGGUAAAUGGGAGAUGAUUGGAGGAUGUGGAGCAAAAGUUGGAUGUGGUAGCGUUGUGUCAUACAGGAUAGGAAAAGUUACCCAGACAUAAGGAGUGUGAAAGUUUUUGUCAUAUAUUACUCAAACUGAACUGCUAGAAAUUAUUAGUAUAGUUGAUCCUUAAAAAUCUUACUAAAGAGCAUAAAAGUAUUAGAUUUAUAAGAAAGUAAUCGGAGUGUGAUUAGAAAUAUGAAGUUAAGCAACAAAUGAAGAUAUCUCUGGUAUAUAUAAAAGGUAAAUGAACAAGGUGAUUGAAGGUUUUGAUGAUAUAAUGAAGGUUGUCUUAGAAGUAUUACCGAAAAAGUUGUAUAACUGAAUCUAGUGACAAAAAAAAAUAAGGCAUGAAUGAUAACUGGAAAACUGUAAUUCAUAAACAACUUCACUGUAUAGCCAAGUUUAAUAGUUGCCAUUUAUUUCCUGUUGCCAUGGUGACCAGCAUGUGUAUAGAUGCUGUAGCCAUGGUAACCUGCAGUGCGCGGCUCAAACAAUUCCUUGCGUCUGCACUACUGAACACUGCACUCUUGUCACUAGCUCAUCCUACAAGAACUUGAAAAGAAUGAGAAGUAUUUCAGAAACUAGAGUAAAUUAUAAAUAACGUGAGGAUUUUGAGCCACUAUAAAGUGCAAGUGAAAAAAAGUACUUAACUUUUGGAAGGCAAUUAAACAUAAUGAAAGUCUGUCAGAAUUGCAUAAAACUAGCGGCUUUUUUUAAACUGAGAAGGCCAGGUAAAAUCCACUCCAGCCUUGGUGAUCAUCCUGGCAUGUGUGUUUCCCCGAGUGUCUCAGCAGGUGUUUGGUCCCCAUUGAAAGUCUCUCAUGGGCCAAUUUAUCCCUCCUUCAGAUUAAUUCUUCAGUGCUCCAUGAGGCCAUGAUGCUCUAUGGCGAGGCAUUACAUGUAAUACAAUAUAUUCACUGCUUCAUAUUGAGAAGAUUCAUAAUUCAUUUCAAGACACAAGAAUAUACAUUAUUCACAGACAUAAAGUGAGAAAAACCUAAUAAAAAGUAUAAGAGAAUGAGUCUGGAGGCCAGCACAGCCAAGUCAUUCAGUGAUCUCAUCCACAAGGCUGAGCUCAGCAUCCAUCUCAUCCUGGAGCUGUUGCCGCCCCUCCCUCCCAAGCCCGGGGGUGCAGGAGAGGAGGAAGGUGGGACAGGAGAGGAGUGGGGUGAGGAGCGUGUGCAUAACCUGUCCAUUCGCAAGCUGCACGAGGACCUGCGCUGCAUAGGGCAGAUGUUUGGAGAUGUGACUGAGGAGCUGCAGGCACACCACACUUUCACAUCCCUGGAAAAGUGCGUUGCAGCGGAGAAGGAGGAGCAGCAACGUAAGGCAGAAUUCAUUGCCUUGCUGCAGGGACAGCGCUGGCGGGCACGGCAAUUUGGGCAUGGCAGUCGCCUCCGUGGUCUCCAGCAGGAGUUACGGGCUGUGCAGGAAGACACCCACAACUUAAUGCGGGAGAAGGAUAAGGAAAUCUCUGAGCUCCUGGCUGCCAUUGCUGAUGCCCAGCGGCUCAACCCACGGCGAGAGGAAUACGAGAAGAAGGCAGCUGAGGUGCAGUUAGAAAACUUGCACUUCCUGUUGGAGCGUGAGGAGAGGAUCACCUGCCAGGAGAGUGCCCGGGUGGGCCGGGAGAUUCCCCAGGAGGUGCGGGUCCAUGCGGCACUCACGAGCUUCCUACAGGAGAGCUGUGCCCGGCUGGAGGCUCGCAAGGAGGAGUGGCGGCAGCGCUUUGCCUCCCAUGCAGAAGAGAAGGGACAGGAGGUGGCUAAGUGGAGAGCAGAGGUGGAAGGAGUGCAGCAGAAGUUGGCAGAAGUAACACAGCGGCAUGAUGAGAUGAAAGAGGUGGUGGAGCGCCAUGAGGCUGAGGAGGAGGCAGCGCGCCACCGCCUGGAGGAGGAGAAGCAGAAGCACGAUGCGGCGGCCAAGAUCCAGGCAUGGUGGCGUGGCACUGUGGUCAGGUGGGGCCUCAGCGCCUCACUCAAGAAAAAAAACAAGAAGGGCAAACCAGCCAAGAAAUAAAAGAAUGAACUAAUAUUAUGUAGAAGUAAUAAAGAUGAUACAGUUAAUGAAUGUGGUUUGAAAAUAUGGCAAGUGCAAAAAAAUAGUUUGAAUGAAUUUAGAAGAAAUUAUAAAAGUAAAAAGUUGAGAAAUAAAAAGGAUCAUAUGGUGUACUAGAAUGCAAAGCAGCCCAGAAAGUCAUAGAUAAAUUGUUUUCCAUGUAUGAGUAUGUGCCUUACAUUACUGCUGGGAUUCACUAACAGUCCCAACUUAAAAACUUUGUAUAAAGAAAAGAUAAAAAUGCAUAUGACUCUCCCUUAAGCAACUCACUAACAUUUUUAAGUCCACCAUCUUGGAACAUUUUUCUUUGUAGCUCUGUUUCACACUUCUGCCAGUAGACAGCAUUAAUGCAUUGUUGACAUUUUUUCUUCAGCCACUACUACUACUACUACUACUACUACUGCUACUACUACUAUUCCUCUACAUGACUGAACUAAGUGUCUAGUCUUCCAUGCAUAUGGUAAAUGUAGAACCAGGAACUAGUGAAUAAAAAUUAGUGCUAAUUAGAUCAUUUUAUAUAUAAAUAUACAAAAUAGUACAACAGGAGAAAUCUAACUAAUAAUUCCCAUCAAGCAUUUAUAAUUUCUAGGAGCAUCAUUGUACUUUUGGGCUAAUUCAAGUAAUUCUUUUAAUCUUCUUUACAAAAAUCAAUAUAUUUUACUCUCAUACAUGCCUUUUGCCCAGAUGUUAGUAC
Scylla paramamosain (green mud crab) is the source of this 3082-nucleotide messenger RNA. RefSeq names its product dynein regulatory complex protein 9-like. The coding region runs from base 1348 to 2349 and encodes 333 amino acids. Gene Ontology annotation, molecular function: protein binding. Gene Ontology annotation, biological process: cilium organization. Lineage: Eukaryota; Metazoa; Arthropoda; Malacostraca; Decapoda; Portunidae. The transcript has a single exon. The record is from RefSeq and is a predicted model, not a curated record. Gene Ontology annotation, cellular component: cytoplasm; motile cilium.